GUUCUGAGCUAAACGGAACGCAAUCAGGAGCAGACUGCACUCAAGCAUCUGGUUUUCAGGAGUGCAGAUGUGAAAACAGCUUCAGACUUCAUGCGGUCGGAGCUGAAAAUUUCCUGUGCAGCGCUGAGAUGCCUCCAGACAGGUGGCUGGAGUACAGUCCUGUAGGUCGCAGGAUACCGGGGACUCGGUUCAUCGCCUUCAAAGUGCCUUUAAAACCAAACCGCCAGGUGUCAUGUUCAGUCUGUGGACAGAGUCAGAACCAAGACCUGGGUCUGAUCGUCGACCUGACCUUCAGCAGGAAGUACUACAGGCUGAGCGACGUCCCGCAGUCCGUCUCCUACAUUAAGAUCCCCACCCAGGGUCAACGGGUCCCCUCUGACGCCACCAUCCUGCGUUUCAAACGAGCCGUCACUCACUUCCUGCAGGAGAACUCAGACAAUGACAAGCUGUUCGGAGUCCACUGCACGCACGGCCUGAACCGAACCGGAUACCUGGUCUGCAGAUACCUCAUAGAUGUGGACGGCGUGGAUCCUGCGGCAGCGUUGGAGCUCUUUAACUCCAGCAGAGGUCACUGCAUCGAGAGGAGCAACUACUUGAACGACCUGCAACGAGGAGCCAAGAGGAGCAACCACGGCAUGGAGCAGCCGGAGGAGGAGGCGACCAGAGGGCAAGCUGUGGAGCAACCACGGCUCAACUCUGCUCAAGGCCACGCCCCCACCGAGGAGACCAAACCAAUCACAGAGAAACAACACCGUCGACACAGAGCGCAACAUCACCGGGGUCAGAGGGGCGGUGAUCAACCUCCACAGGCUAGUCUCGCCCCCACUCCUUUACUCCCCUCCUGUGUCCGGAGUCCCGCUCAUCAUCUUCCCUCUGUCCCGCCCCCUCCUGCUCUCCUCCCCCGGUACACCUGGAGCUGAGAUAGAACUCAAACAUCAGUCAGAGUGAGAAAGUAAAAAUAUGAAACACAAACAGCUCCUGUGUCCUGGGGCCCGUUUCUGAAAGAAGGUUGAACAAACCCUCAGUCUAACCCUGAGCUCUGAGUUGAUUUACUCUCUGAUAGGAAACUCUGAGUUUUCGGUUCCAGAUCAGCAGAUUUGAAUUUGUUAAAUCAACUCUCAGUAGGUCCACUCGGUGUUCAGCACGUGCACCACAACGAUAAAAAGCCAACAUGAAUGGAGCCCUGAUUCUACAUUUCACCAUGGCAACAGGUGACAAAAAAGAGAUCCUCCUACUUUAACCAUCUCAAAAUAUAGCAUAUCUUCAUGCGGACAUACGGAGACUAUGAACAGGUUUCAAGAAGGCAGCAAAGGAGAGAGAAGUGGGGUAAGAGAAAAUAGCUGCUCGGGUCAGCGCGUAAUGAAGUCUAUUAAUUCAAUAUUUAAUCAGAAUUACAAUAUUGCAAGUAAAAACUGGUGAAACUGUAUUAAACCUACAGUUCAAUUUCAUUAAGAUGCAAUCCAGUGGAAGAAAAGCAACUUUAAAACAGCUCAAAAUGAAAUAUAAGAACAUAAUAGGCUCAUAUUGCCUAGAUUUAAAGUUAACUUCAUUCAGAGUCUAUUUGAGUGCGCAUUAACUUUAUCCCCAACAUAGGCUAAUGCUGCAUUCACACCUAUGAUUCACACACACCUAAACAUCCUCUCACCUUUAUCCCAUUUAGUUUAUUAAUUAAUUAGGCCUAAAUUAACAUCUCCUGAUGUUAAUGUAGGCUCUAAUUCCCUGCGGAGUAAUGUAGCCCCUUCAUACCGAGGCUCGACUAAAAGAUGCCAUGUUCGAUAAAAUAGUUUGUUUUAUACGUUGUAGUAUUGUCUACCUAACAUAUUAAAAACAACCUGGAUUUUUAUUCAGACAAACGGUGAAUCUUCACUAACACGGCGUGAUACGGACUGAAUGAAUGAAUGAGGAAAUAAAACAGCGUUUCUGGCUCUGAAAGAGGGAGGAGACCAAGAGAAAAUCAGGGUUCAUUGAAGAAAACUCCCGACCAGGUUAGGUUAACAGACUCAGUUACCAUAGUAACUGACUCAGAGGUAAAGUUACCUCUCCCUCUGGAGCGGGCUGGAGUUACCCCUCUUUCUCGGGUUUGAGUGACCUCCCCCUCUGAAACGGAAUACCCAGAGUUUCCCUCAUUUCAGGGUUAACGGACUCAGAGUUUGCACUAAACCUUCUUUCAGAAACGGGCCCCUGUUCAGUCGAAUCUGUUUUUCUGAAUGUGUCUGUCAAGAGUGAUGUCACAGCUGUUUAUGGAUCAAAUAAAGUUAUUUUUCUGCUAAAUAAAAAGGUCUAUCUC
Labrus bergylta (ballan wrasse) is the source of this 2287-nucleotide messenger RNA. Lineage: Eukaryota; Metazoa; Chordata; Actinopteri; Labriformes; Labridae. The record is from RefSeq and is a predicted model, not a curated record.